UCAAAUUUAUAGUCCAACUUAUUUUUCUAUAACCGGGAUAGUCUUGGAUGACAGAUGCCAUUAAACCUGAUAGUGGUAUGUACUAGCAAAUAUAACCCUAAACAAAGCCUAUUAUUACUUGCAGCCUCACUAUUUCUGCAACUCUCCUCUCUUCCCUUUGUAAUAAAAAUCCCCUCACUCUAAUACCCACAAAUCUCCUCAGAUCAACAACCCACAAAAUGGCCAUAAGGACACCGAUUUUUCACUUUUUUGCUUAAUACCACCUCGUCCUUGUGCCAUUUCUCAACCACUACUACAUCUGAUUGUCACCAUAGCUACCUGACCACUAUUCUGUCCCAAUACAAUACACAAGCUCAUCAAUCUUUCUUGAUCCCACUUGAAGACCAACAACACCAUCUGAGAAGUUCUCCAUCCACACCCGUUCUUCCAAAGCAAACUCUCUCUCUUUCUCUGUAUUAGCUGCAGGUGAUUGAUGGCUGAUCAGAAGCACAGAAUCCUGAUGGUUUCAGAUUUUUUCUUUCCCAAUUUUGGUGGUGUUGAGAGCCAUAUUUAUUAUCUAUCUCAAUGCCUGCUAAAGCUUGGUCACAAGGUGGUUGUUAUGACUCAUGCUUAUGGUAAUCGCUCUGGGGUGAGAUACAUGACUGGUGGCCUUAAAGUUUACUAUGUACCAUGGAGACCAUUUCUUAUGCAGAACACCUUGCCAACUGUUUACGGGACGCUUCCAAUUGUAAGGACUAUCCUUGUUCGAGAAAAAAUAUCAUUGGUGCAUGGACAUCAAGCCUUCUCAACUCUUUGUCAUGAAGCGUUGAUGCACGCACGCACCAUGGGUUACAAAGUUGUAUUUACUGAUCAUUCACUCUAUGGUUUUGCUGAUAUCGGAAGCAUUCACAUGAACAAGGUGUUGCAAUUCACUUUAGCAGACGUGAGCCAGGCCAUUUGUGUUUCUCAUACAAGCAAGGAAAACACAGUGUUACGGUCAGGUCUACCACCAGAAAAGGUUUUCAUGAUACCAAAUGCUGUGGACACUGCUAUGUUCAAGCCAGCCCCAGAGCGACUUGGCAAUGAUGAAAUUAUUAUUGUUGUGAUAAGUAGAUUGGUUUAUCGAAAAGGCGCAGACUUGCUUGUUGAAGUCAUUCCAGAAAUUUGCCGUUUGUAUCCUAAUGUCAGGUUCAUUGUUGGAGGAGAUGGACCUAAACAGGUAAGGCUGGAAGAGAUGAGGGAAAAACACUCUCUUCAAGAUCGAGUUGAAAUGCUGGGUUCUGUACCACAUGCUCAUGUACGCUCUGUCUUGAUUUCUGGCCAUAUAUUUCUAAACAGUUCUUUGACAGAGGCGUUCUGCAUAGCCAUUUUAGAGGCAGCUAGUUGUGGGUUAUUAACAGUCAGCACACGCGUAGGAGGUGUACCUGAGGUUCUACCAGAGGACAUGAUUGUACUUGCAGAACCUGAUCCUAGUGAUAUGGUAAGAGCAACUGGAAAGGCGAUAUCUCUACUUCCAAAUAUUGAUCCGCAACAGAUGCAUAAUCGUAUGAAGAAACUCUAUGAUUGGCAUGAUGUUGCAAAACGAACAGAGAUUGUUUAUGACCGUGCUUUGAAAUGUCCCGACCAAAAUUUGUUAGAACGACUCUCACGGUACCUCUCUUGUGGUAGCUGGGCAGGCAAGAUUUUCUGCUUCGUUAUGAUAAUUGAUUUCUUGCUAUGGCGUCUGCUGCAACUAUGGCAGCCAACAGAGGAGAUUGAGGAGGUGCCUGAAUUUACUUUACCCCGUCAUCAAGAUGAGGAAAUAAUCUCAAAUUUCAACUAGGAACAAAAUUUGGGGUGACAUUGUAGGUUUAAAGUCCUCUUGGUUCAUAUAGAUGGCUGUUGGUUUUGGGUUCCAUAGCAGAGGACUCCUCUUCCUUCCAUAUAAUUUCUUUCAUCCCUGCGUGUGAGAUGAAUUUUGAUAUCAGAUCACUUUGUUUCAUAUAUUGAUUUAGCUAGUUAUUAAUUAAAUCUUAUGAAAUUUGUUUGCAUGUA
Messenger RNA from Populus euphratica (Euphrates poplar), 2013 nucleotides. RefSeq names its product UDP-Glycosyltransferase superfamily protein (gene SETH2). Gene Ontology annotation, cellular component: glycosylphosphatidylinositol-N-acetylglucosaminyltransferase (GPI-GnT) complex. Gene Ontology annotation, molecular function: phosphatidylinositol N-acetylglucosaminyltransferase activity. Gene Ontology annotation, biological process: GPI anchor biosynthetic process. The record is from RefSeq and is a predicted model, not a curated record. Bases 473 to 1801 code for a protein of 442 amino acids. The transcript is spliced from 9 exons. Lineage: Eukaryota; Viridiplantae; Streptophyta; Magnoliopsida; Malpighiales; Salicaceae.